Messenger RNA from Eurytemora carolleeae, 2003 nucleotides. RefSeq names its product G1/S-specific cyclin-D1. Gene Ontology annotation, molecular function: cyclin-dependent protein serine/threonine kinase regulator activity. The coding region runs from base 185 to 1021 and encodes 278 amino acids. Gene Ontology annotation, biological process: mitotic cell cycle phase transition; positive regulation of G1/S transition of mitotic cell cycle; regulation of cyclin-dependent protein serine/threonine kinase activity. The transcript is spliced from 2 exons. NCBI's taxonomy places the organism in Eukaryota, Metazoa, Arthropoda, Copepoda, Calanoida, Temoridae. Gene Ontology annotation, cellular component: cyclin-dependent protein kinase holoenzyme complex; cytoplasm; nucleus. The record is from RefSeq and is a predicted model, not a curated record.
CCUACUCAGCACGGUCAGGGUCAGAACUCAGAAAUCAGCUGAUCUGGCGGACCCACUUCAACCAAUCAGGUGAUUUACUCUCAGGACAGUUAAAGUUCUCUCCGAUUCUACUCAUUUAGUUGCGUUUUGAACCUCAACAGGUUCAGACCUCAAAGGAAACAAGUUAUCACGUAUCUAGAGAAAGAUGACCGCAGACAGUCAACAAAAGGUUGAAAUCAUGAGGCUUUCAGACAUUAAAAAGGAAAUAAAAAAGCCAAAAUAUGUCAAUAGUACACUAGAUCAGGUUCUGCUCUGUGACCGAAUAAUAGAACAAAUGCUUAAAGGAGAGAAAUUUUAUAUCCCUGUGUGUUCCAACUAUAUGCAGAGAGUGCAGACUGAUAUCACAGCUGGGAUGAGAAAGACUGUGACUGACUGGAUGCUGGAGGUGUGUGAGGAUCAGAACUGUGCUAGUCAGGUUUUCCUUCUCUCAGUUCAAUAUCUAGACAGAGUCCUGAGUAGUUUAAAGAUAAUAAGAUCUGAACUUCAGCUCCUAGCCGCAGCUUGUCUCUUUAUAUCCUCUAAACUGUGUGAGAUCCAACCCUUAUCCCUAGAGAAGUUGAUAAUCUACACUGAUUGCUCUAUAUCCUCCUCCCAGCUUCUUUCUAUGGAAAUGAGGAUCCUGGAUAAACUAAACUGGGAACUCUGUUCUCUCACAAGCUUAGAUUUUUUACAAAUAUUCAUCCAAAGAUAUAAUUGUUCUGAACCUGUGUUUAGCAGUGCUGCUACAUUUCUAUCUCUAGCUGCUACGGAAUAUCAAUUCUACAGUGUGAAACCUUCAUUAAUGGCUGGAGCAGCCUUUCUAACGGCUCUUCAAAGAGCAGAUGAUAAUAAUACAUGCGGAAUUGAAAAUUUACAUUCUUCCCUCUCCUCUCUAAUUACAACGGAGAAGAAUGGACUUCUGCUGCUUUCCUCCUCCUUGAACAGUCGAGUCUUCUCCUGGUUGGAUCAGAACCAGAACAGAAACCAACAGGAGAUUGUUUAAACACAAUCAGGAGAGAGGUUUCUCAUAACAGGAGAAAUUUUAAAUCAGAAAAAUAGUUUUACAAUAAAUAGAAAAUGGAUGUUAAAACGAGCAAGCAACCUUUUAAAACAGAACAGGAGAUUCUAUUAGGUGUUUGAACCUUGAGCAGGAGCUAAUCUGAACAUGAACAGGACCUGUCAAAAACCUGAGCAGGAGCUACUCUGAACCUAAACAGGAGCUGUUAAAAACCUAAGCAGGAGCUGCGCUAAACUCUGGCUGGAACUGUUCUAAACCUUAACAAGAGUUGUUCUAGACCAGAGCAGAAGCUGUCUUAACUCGAACAAAAGCUGUUUAAAUCCCGAGCAGAAGUUGAACUAUGCCGGGAAAGGAGAUGUUCUAAAUCUAUAUCCGAAUUGUUCUAAACCUAAAAAAUCGCCAUUAUAAAUUGAACCAGGAGCUGUUAUGAAAUGUUUUAACCAUGAGCAGAAUCUGUUUCAACCAUGAGCAGACGUUUUAAUUGAUCAUGAACAUGAGCUUUUCUUAUCUCCAACGUAAGCUGUUCUAACCCUGAAUAGGAGCUGUUCUAAACCUGAGAAGGAGCUGAUGAUGUUCGAAACCUACAUAAGGAGCUGAUGUAAACUCAAAUAAAAGCUGAAGCUGUACUAAACAUGAGCCGAAGCUGUUCUAAACUGGAGAAGGAGCUGUUCUAAACUGGAGCAGGAGCUGUUCUAAACUGGAACAUGCGCUGUUUUAAACUGGAGCAGAAGCUGUUCUAAACUGGAGCAGAAGCUGUUCUAAACUGGAGCCUGAGCGGUUUUAAACCAUAAAAUCUUAAUUUUAAAUCUCAACAAGAUUCUUUCAGAAAAUAUUCUAAUAUUGUCAAAAUUACAUAUGACGGGCAUUAUUCCAUUAUAGUCAUUUUCUUAGUUGUAUAAUUCUAUACUGUCAAGUUGUAUUAAAUGUAAAUAUGUUAUAAAUAAGAAAAAUUUAAUACAAACAAUAA